GGGGCUCCUCAGAGGCUCCGCAGCGGUGGAAGGACUGGAGCUGCUGGCUGCCUCCUCCGGUGCAGCCUGCAUCCAGGUGCAGCCGCACUGGGGACGCGGUGCAUAUCCCUUGCUCAGACUGCCACUGUUGCGACCCUUGCGCGAAAAUGUCCGGAGCCUAAAAAAGUAGUCCUGAGCGGCAGAGGGCCACUGGGUGGGUGGGUGGGUGGGUGGGUGAGUGGGGAGGUUCGGAAGGCAGGACUGAGGGUAGGAAGCGAAUUGGGUGACUUGCUUCUCACGUUUGUCCCAAUUAGCACCAAGUUGGCAGACAACCCACAAACCCACGAAGCCUUUGCUUGUCCGCCCCCGCCGCCUCCCUCCCCCCUCCCAUCAAAUUCUCUGCAUUUCAGAAUAUUCUGACUGUAAGAAAACUUCAUCUCCCCCUCCUCGGUUCAAGUGAAACAGACACUUGGCACCACCUUCUCCCAGUAACACUGUGUGGAUGAAUCCCGGAGAUCCUCAACUGCAGCGCUCUUACCAAACUGCACCCUUUGGAGUGGGGGUUGGGGGGCUAUGGUGGGCUGGGCAGAGAGGCCUCUGGGGGAGAGGCGGGGUGGCGCGGAGGAGCGAGAUGCAGGAGGAGGAUCGCCUGUGUGACUGCAUCUAAAGCAGACUGGUCCAAGGAGUUCUGCCAGGGACACCACCGCCUGCAUUGCGUCGGACCUGACCAUCUCCAAUGUGAAAUUCCCGGGGAAGGUCGCUCGCAGCGGAGGGCCGUGCGUGGGCGGGGCUGCGGGCCGCAGGGAAAGAGGAGUUGGUGGUGGGCUUUUCGAGGAGGGGGUGCGGAAGAAAAGCUGUGCAGGCAAGGAUGGGAACUGAAUGACAACCCCCCUCUGCCAAACCACCCCCUCAUAUUUUCCAUCUACCUCCUCGCUCCUGCCCUCCCCCGCCCUCCCCAACCCACGCCCGGGUGGGCCAAUCGCUGCUCCGCAUUCCAGGCGCUUUCUCAGGUUUCUGCUGAUCUUGCAGCGCCCAGAAAUGGACCGAGCGAACCUGCGGCCGCACGCUCCCUGCCCCACUCGGAGCUGCUGAAGGCUCGCGGCGCGCCGCGGAGAAAGGUCCGUCUGUGGUAGCGCAGGUUACCGGAGAGCCAUGUAGAGCCAGGCUUUGAGCCGCCCGCCUCCCUCGGGAUCGAAUCAAGGGCUCCCGUAGUGUUCAGAGUGGGGGCGAGAGUGCAGCUUAUCGCCAUUUGCUUGGGUGAUUCCGGAGAAGGUGGCCUUUUUGUUUUUCCACCCCGCAUCCUCCGGGACUCCCUGCCCCAGAGAGAGGACAGCGUCUCCAGGUUGCUUGCACCGUCUGAGGAUGGGGGUAGGGUACGGACGUUUCUUCCGUAGCUGCUCGAUAAAACGAUCGGGCUCCUGAGAGGAGAAGGACGCGAAACGCGAGGGGCCCGGAGCCUCUCGCACGCUGCUGCGGUGGUGGCGGCUGCUCGUUCCGGCUGCUGCAAAGGCGACCUGCCGCAUUCAGACUCUCCGCCGACUCAGCACAGCCUCUGCGCCAAGCCGGCCCGCCAGCGUCCAUCGAUCGCCCCGGUGGGAGCUUAGAAGGCGGCAGGCGAAGAGGGGUAGGAGGGGGGAGAGCCAAGGAGCAGCAAAGUGGGUGACAGGCCUGGGGAUCUGCUGAGUUGGCACUGCACCCUGUCCUAAGAGGGCUGCAGGAGGGGAGGGGAGCCGGGGCGAGCCCCCGAAGCGAUGGCAGGUGUGCAUUAAGGUGAUCAGAGCAGGAAGAAAAACCCAUUCACCAACAUAAAAACAGAGCACCCCCCCCAAAAAAAAACCCCAAGAGUAGCAAAAAAAAAAAAGCUUCACUGGGGGACCUCAGGCGAGAGGGGUUUCCAAAUUGCGUAAAAGGCAGCGUGGAGGAGGGGAGGUGAUAACUAGCAAAGUUGCAGACCUCUGAACCUUCUGGCUCUGAAGCCCCUCCCUGUGAGCGUGGGGAAGACUCACUCUCCGGUGGGGGGGCCGCUUGGGUCCCCCCCACCCCUACUCCCUCGCUCCUUCACAACCCGGGCUCUCUCCUGGCCUCCUACCCCUGCACCCUGCUUUCAUCAUGACGGUGAUGUCGGGGGAGAAUGCGGACGAGGCUUCGACCGCUCCUGGUCACCCCCAGGAUGGCAGCUACCCGAGGCAGGCGGACCACGACGACCACGAAUGCUGCGAGCGCGUAGUAAUCAACAUCUCCGGGCUGCGCUUCGAAACGCAGCUCAAGACUCUGGCACAGUUCCCCAACACGCUGCUGGGCAACCCGAAGAAACGCAUGCGCUACUUUGACCCCCUGAGGAAUGAGUACUUCUUUGACCGCAACCGGCCCAGCUUCGAUGCCAUCCUUUAUUACUACCAGUCUGGGGGCCGCCUGCGCAGGCCGGUCAACGUGCCCCUGGACAUGUUCUCCGAGGAGAUUAAAUUUUACGAGUUGGGCGAGGAAGCCAUGGAGAAGUUCCGGGAAGAUGAGGGCUUCAUCAAGGAAGAGGAGCGCCCCCUACCCGAGAAGGAGUACCAGCGCCAGGUAUGGCUGCUCUUUGAGUAUCCGGAGAGCUCAGGACCUGCCCGGGUUAUCGCCAUCGUGUCGGUCAUGGUCAUCCUCAUCUCCAUAGUCAUCUUUUGCCUGGAGACUCUCCCUGAGCUGAAGGACGACAAGGACUUCACGGGCACCAUCCACCGCAUCGACAACACCACAGUCAUCUAUACUUCCAACAUCUUCACAGACCCUUUCUUCAUUGUGGAAACCUUGUGUAUCAUCUGGUUCUCUUUUGAACUGGUGGUGCGCUUCUUCGCCUGCCCCAGCAAGACAGACUUCUUUAAGAACAUCAUGAACUUCAUCGACAUUGUGGCCAUUAUCCCUUAUUUCAUUACCCUGGGCACGGAGAUAGCUGAGCAAGAGGGAAAUCAGAAGGGCGAGCAGGCCACUUCCCUGGCCAUCCUCAGGGUCAUCCGCUUGGUAAGGGUGUUCAGAAUCUUCAAACUCUCCCGCCACUCCAAGGGCCUUCAGAUCCUGGGCCAGACCCUCAAAGCUAGUAUGAGGGAGUUAGGGCUGCUUAUCUUUUUCCUCUUCAUUGGGGUCAUACUGUUUUCUAGCGCAGUGUACUUUGCGGAGGCGGAAGAAGCUGAGUCGCACUUCUCCAGUAUCCCCGAUGCUUUCUGGUGGGCGGUGGUGUCCAUGACCACUGUGGGAUACGGUGACAUGUACCCUGUGACAAUUGGAGGCAAGAUCGUGGGCUCCUUGUGUGCCAUCGCUGGUGUGCUGACAAUUGCCCUGCCCGUACCUGUCAUUGUGUCCAAUUUCAACUAUUUCUACCACCGAGAAACUGAGGGGGAAGAGCAGGCUCAGUUGCUCCAUGUUAGUUCUCCUAACUUAGCCUCUGACAGUGACCUCAGCCGCCGCAGCUCCUCUACUAUCAGCAAGUCUGAGUACAUGGAGAUCGAAGAGGAUAUGAACAAUAGCAUAGCCCAUUACAGACAGGCUAAUAUCAGAACUGGUAACUGCACCACAGCUGAUCAAAACUGCGUUAAUAAGAGCAAGCUCCUGACCGAUGUUUAAAAAGCAACAGGCAAGCAAACAAAAGCCCCAAACAAACCCCUUGGCGACUCCUGUCCCACUCUGUAGAUACUUUACUAAGCAGUAGUCUUUGAAUGCUUUAUUUUACUGGCAAUGCAUUGUUGCAUUGUGACUUUGGGGAGUGGCGAACCUGAAGCUUUCAAGAUCCAUUAAAAAAAAACAAACCAAACACAAAGCAAAAAAAAAACAAAAACAAAAACAAAAACACAAAAAUGACCCAACAACCAACUAUUUUCAUUUUUAUUAAAAAGAAAAGAAAGAGGAUUUUCUUAUAAAUGCUGUCCAUUAAGUAGUCUGUGUGAAAUAAGACGAUUUCCUUGUCCUGAAGUAUUUCCAAUCUUUUGGCUUAAGGUUUUUUUUGUUUUUUUGUUUUUUUUCCUAAAAAUCAGAUGACCACUUAGGAAUAUAAAAAUUCAAAUCUGCAUGGAACUCCACUCUAAACUUUGGCAAACCACACAGCACAUUUCAGAUAGUGUGCUCUGUGGAACACUUUGUAACAGCUUCAGUGGUCAGUGGGGGGGGCGGGGGGGAUGCUUUUAUUUUGAUCAACUGAAUUGCAUACAAGGCUAACAAAAUCCGGACUAAUUGAGAAUGGUUCAGAAAGCACCUUGCAAAUCUGAUACUGGGCCCAAUCUGUUGGGAUUCUCUAUCUGCCCCAUUCUCCUAAAUCCAGUCUAUUCUCUAAGAAAAGGGUAACUUGAUUAAAUGAGUCGAUUCAUCUGUAGGGCUGCUAAGUUCUAUCAACUGCAGAUGAUCCAAAUAUAGUUGUUUUUGUUUUUAACCAAUCCUGACCCCUGACCCCUGACCUUCAGAAGUGGAUGUAAAACCUUACCCUCCUUAUUGCAAGAGCACAAGAGUUAAAUGGUAAGCAUGUUUGAAUCUGAUAACAUUUAUUUUAUAAUCGCAUGCCGAGAAAGUUAACCCAGACAAUAGGGAAUAAGCUUACAUUGAAAUUGACUCUUCUAAAUAUAGGCCCUUUUCAUUUGCAUUCACCAAAAGUGCACUCCUUCAUUUAUUAACUCUUUUCUUAGCAACUAAAGUACUGUAUUUAAGUACAUACAUUAGAUGGGGACAAUCCCUUUUCGGAGCUCAAAGCAUGUUCUCUUAGUCAGCAUUAUGGCCUAUUUGAUUAAGAUAUACCUUGAAUUAAUUAAUGCAUGAUUUCAGUGAUAAAAAUUAGAAAAUAUUAAAAAUUACAAGUCUGUGGGACGAAAGGCCCAAAGAAACACUUGGGGUGGGGGUGGGGUGGGGGACACUCCCAUCAGUUUUCCUGCCUUUGCUCAGGGAAAUGCCAAGCUUCUGUGCAGGUAUAGACAGAGAGAGGACCAAUAUGCCCAUCCUUUAAGGGAAAAUUGUGGAAAACUAAAUAAGUCAUCAAGGUAUUUACUAGACCUAAGACAAGCAUUCUUACUAGCUGAACAUAAAUACAAGCAAAACAAGCAAGCAAACAAACAAACAAACAAACAAAGGUGCAAUAUUGCAUGGUUUCUUGGUGCAUUCUUAGGAUGUAAGUGAUAAUGCUGACCUCUUCAUGCAUCCAGAGCAGAGCCAAUUUCUUUUUUGCAGUCAUGAUUUGAAGUCUAUAGAGACUUCAGCCCUCCCCCUGAGGCUCCCUGAAGAAACUCAGCCAAUUGAUUUAAUACUUGCUUAGUGCCUUUAUCUGUACCCACAGUGAACUGCAGAAAGUGCCUCUGUAACUCAGCUGGGAAGUUAUUUAACAGAAGGGAGGAAGGGUUGGGGCACAGACCUUUUGCUUUUCGUUUUCUUUGUUUUUUUUCCAUCCUCACCGUCUCACUUCACCACUGUGAGAAGACCUCUCCACCCUCAAAGCCCCCAAAGAAGAGAGAGAGAAAGCAGGUGCUGUCUCUCUUGGCCCUCUACCGGGCUGGGCUUAGUUGAUCUCUUUGGCAGCCUGACUCUGGAUAUGAACUGAGACCCAUCUUUGAACUGGACACGAACUAUAAACCAGUUCUCUUCUGUUCUGUGCUGUUUUGUUUCUUCUCCAUCAGUAGCCAAGAGAAAUGUUUUUGGGAAUGUGGAAGGCCACUCUGGACAUAUGAAGCUUCCUCAGGUUCAGUGGCUCCAUCUCCCCCAUCUCUCCCUGUCAGCUAUAGCACUUCGCAGAUCUCUGAGAGUCUGAUCUUUGGGGAUAUUGUUGUGAAUCAUGGGGACACUUAUCUCACAGUGACUUGCCAUACGCCAGCCAUCUUGGGCCAACCUCCUAUGUAUCUUUCCUAUGAUGCUCCUCUGAUUGUCCCACCGGGAAGUCACUUCACUGGCUGAACAUCUGACUGCUGCUGCCCCAGCCACUGAAUCCAGAGAAUGGUGGGGACCCCAUGUCCAGCUGAAAGAUCAUCAUAUCACACAGGAUCUGGAGUCCAGCAGCUAUUCACCAUCAGAGAGGCGUUCAUUGCCUUUUUAAGGACGCCGGAGUGGGGAAUCUUCAUUCUGCUUUUAGCAUGUGGCUGCCUACUACUGUUUGCCUUACAUUCUUGCCUGGCUUCUUCUGGAAUCUUCCCUGGUACUUCUGUACCUUUCCCCCACCCGAUCUUUAGACUAGAAGUGAGGCCAUAAACCAAGAAACUAUGAGGACAUCCAGGCUAUCUAGCUCAUUUGAAAGGAGAUGGACAUUUUCUUUCCCUGUGCAAUUUUUGUGAGUCUUCAGGGUGUUACAACAUAUAUCCUAGAAGAUGAGGUGCCAAGAACUGCCCAGCCUCUGACUAUAGGGUACUAUACCCUGCUGUGUGUUGCUCAAUCUUUGAACCUUAGAUCAUCGCUCUGAUCUUUCCUUCCACAUGAUUGCAAGUGUCCAGUUGGGAGAAAAAUGCCAACUCCUCCCCCACUCUCCAGGAAUAUCUUGAACUUUUAUUUUGACUCUGAGAUCUAGGACACAACAGAACUCUGUCAACAGCAAUAAUCCACUCAGUACUAUGGGAUGGAUGGGUUAGAAGAUGCGAUACUGAGCCUGAGACUGGUCAGCCAGCCCCUGGACAUGAGACCUUCUUCUUGUAGCGGUGCCCUGGACAGGUUGACACGCGGGUGUAUGUUACAAGACAAAGUGCUGCAUGUGGUGAAGUGGUCUGCCUGGGGCUGUGGGAUGUGCUGCUGUUAUGAAUUUGGAGUGGAUGGGGGAUACGGAUGCUGGUUAUCCAUCUGUAGCUCAUUGCAGUGAGCGUGAUGACAGGGGGCACGGGGAUUAUCUGUGUAGCAUAGGCAUGUGACCUUUGACUAAGCUCUUACCCCUGCACUGUAAUGUGCUGAAAUGUCUUUGUAGACCUGAAGGUGCACUUAACUAAACUGCCUACUAAGGAAUGACUCUCAUCUGGUCCACUUCACACUCCCUUCCCCAGGUGUUUGCCCUUUCACCCCCUUCUUAGGUAUUGAGCCUUGAUAGCUCAAGCCCCAAUGCUAAGACCCGUUUUCUCUGGAAGGAGAAGACUUACGAUAUACUGAUAGCCAUAGCCCAUCUCUUCCAACAUGUAGGGCCCUAGUUCCAUAGGGUGCCCUUGGAAGGAUCAGGUCAUCCUGUGGCUAUUAGCCAUCCCAGAAUCUCUGAAGUGCUUAACUCACUUCAAGUGAUCUGAAUCAGAGAGACCAAAGAUAUUAAUUUUCUCUGUCCUCAGAUUUCUAGAAGACAGACUAUGGCUAGGAAAGGGUUAAUUUUGGUUUGGGCUUUCUCUCUCUCCUUUCUCCAUCUGUACACAUCCCCUACCUCACUCCCCACUUGAGACCUAAAUUUUGAAGCUCAAUGACCUCUGUUCACUGGGAGUGUGUUUGUGGGUUAGUCCAGGAUAUCAGGUCCAACAAUUUCCCCCACACUGUAGUCAAUGGACAGUCAUUUUCUCUAACACAAAACUGUGUGGUGGAUUUAGAUUCCACUGAGGUGGAACUGGAGUUACCACAGCCUUGAUCUUCUUGAGACUAGACAGAACAAGAGUGGUGGCUGAGAAAUACAUUUUCCUAAGUAGAAAGGAGGUACAACCCAUAAAGGACUUUCUUCACAUUGAGUGUAGCAGUUAUGACUUUUUCAAAUUAGAGUCUAAAGGAAUCAGUAAAAAAGUAAAAAAGAAAAAAAUUAGUUUUCAACCUCAUGCUUCAUAUAAGAGGCCUCAAAGCACAUGCUUAUUUUUUUUAAAGCAACUUUAAAUUUUAAUUUCUUGUUUGGUAGAUUAGCUUGAACAAAAAGUAGGAAAUGAACGUUAGCAGAAGGCAGUUCCCCAUUUUCUUCCAGGGAUGACUUAUUCCUGGGAGCAGUGAGAAUUGGUGGGUGGUAACCAUCCAUAGUAUAAAAUUGUUAGAAAGAGUAUAAACUGCCAAACAACCACGUUAUCUUCCAGCCCUUUUCCAGGAGUGAAGCCUUUUGAUAUUUAUAUUCACUUGGAGAAGACAAACAAACUAGAGUUUGAGGAAUCGACCCAGGCUUGGUUGAAGUGUUCUCUCAGGUGGUGGACUCUCACCUACAGCAGGGUCCAGCAGGACUUACAUUUAUAGCACAGGACUUCAGGGUAUAUGCAGACAUGUCUAGAAUGACUCAGGUAACCCUUCAAGAAUUGUACAUUACUUAUCGCUUUUGUAAAGAAGCAAGCAGGAACUGAAUUGUUAACCAAAAGUAUUCCAUUACCUUGGGCCACUGUGCAAACUCAUUCAGGGCAUACACAUAAUGUUAAAAGCUCCAGAAUCAAGUGGCAGCCUCUUUUCUCAUUGACUCAUGGGAGUGCCAAUGUGUAGGAAAAGCAUUAGGCUCUGCUGUCUUUCGUACAGCUUGGGGAAGGUUGACACUAGUCACAGUGAUUUUCAUUUAGGGGUUAUUAGGAAAUUUGUGAUAUGAGACUUCAAAAGAUCUAGAAAGUCCUCCCCCCUAAAUCAAAGAAGAAUUAGAAAUGGAUAAGGAAAGAAAAUGGAAGGAGAAAGUACCCACAGAAAAUGCUAGGUCAAGAGUUGUCUUUCCUCUUCAAAACUUGCAGAAAUCUACUUCUUCAAUGCACUGUUUAGGAGUCAUGUACGAAGCAGCCAUAAUUUGGUGACAUGGUCUUUAUGACAUACCUCUAAGAUUAAAGAUAGACUAUUCCUGAGGCUAAAACUACAGUCCAGAAGUAUUAAUCUGAUGUGCACCCUCAGGACGACAAACCAUUGAAGCUGAUGAAGUUCUGUUUUCUUUCUUGGCUUUGCCAAUUGCUUCCUCCUUGAGUUAAGGACAUGUCUCAUAUCAUCGCCCCUGCACUUGCCCUGCCCUAACCGUUUACUAUGUUGGGUUGAGGAUACUGAAAGUUACGAAUGGAGAACCUAAGGAUGCGCAUAGUUUUCAUCUAUGCAAUUUUACUUGGUUCUGUCACUUCAUGAUCUGUUCAUAUUUGGCAUCAAUUAAAGAUAAUUUUUAAGGAUCUUA
This is a messenger RNA of Mus caroli (Ryukyu mouse), 8980 nucleotides long. It is a transcript of the gene Kcna1, whose product is annotated as potassium voltage-gated channel subfamily A member 1. Gene Ontology annotation, molecular function: delayed rectifier potassium channel activity; protein binding. Lineage: Eukaryota; Metazoa; Chordata; Mammalia; Rodentia; Muridae. Gene Ontology annotation, biological process: protein homooligomerization; potassium ion transmembrane transport; action potential. Gene Ontology annotation, cellular component: neuronal cell body; voltage-gated potassium channel complex; membrane. The record is from RefSeq and is a predicted model, not a curated record.